UCCCCCGCCCGGCCCGGCCCGGCCCGGCCGCCGCCACCAACACCGGCACAAACAUCGCCUCAAACACCGCCUCAAACACCGCCUCAAACACCGCCAGCAGCGCCUCAAACACCGCCAGCGGCACCGCGCCCGGCACGGGCCCGCGGCAGCGCCCACAGCAUGUCCCGCGUGCCCGUGGGGAAGGUGCUGCUGCGCAACGUCAUCCGCCACACCGGAGCGCACAACAAGCUUCAGGAAGAGACAGAAAUGUGGAAAAUAAGGGAAUGGGAGAAGCAGACAGAAGAGACUUACUGGAAAAGGCAGAGCAGAAUGCUGUCAGACACCUCCAGCAGUCGCAUGCGCAGCGAUGGCUUCGACGAGGAGGGGCACAGGAACUGGAAAUCCAGGAACCCACAGCUCCUGGACCUGGUGGAAGAUGAUCUGCUCAGGGCCAGAUCCUGGAAUAAAAAGCUGUAUGAAUGUGAAGCCAACAUGCCAGACAGGUGGGGGCACAGUGGAUAUAAAGAGCUGUACCCUGAAGAAUUUGACACAGACAGUGAUCAGCAGGAAGGAGAUGAGCAAAAUGCUGUCAACGGGAAGAAGAGAUCCCACCCAGGGAAGCAAACAGCCCGUGAGUCCCACAAAAGGAAAAAAACCAAGAAAUCCCACAAGAAGAAGCAAAAAAAGCGCUCACACAAAAAGAGGAAGAAAAAGAAAAAGGAGCAGGAGAGAACUUCCACAGAUUCCUCCCGGGGGGAGAGCGAGGGCUCAGGAGAGGAGACUCCAAGCACCCGGAAAGGAAAACACAAGCGCAAGAAAAAGCCCAGGAAAGUGCCUGCCAAGGAACCUACCUCUUCUUCUGGGCAGGAGAGUGACUUUUCCCAUGCAAGCAGCUCCAGCACCAGCAGCUCUGAGGACACUGAAUCCGAGGGCAAAAAGGACAAACGGCCCCCGAGGAAGAGAAAGAAGCGGCACAACUCGGCACCGGAGAGGCCAAGUGAGGUGCCAGAGAAGAGGAGCAAGAGGAAGAACUGGAAGGUGGCAGGGGAUGAGAAGUCUGAGGACAGCUCUGAUGAGGACUGAGGGGUCUGGGUGCAGCUCAGGGCAGGAGGGGGGGACAGAGGCAGGUCUGUCACUCAGCACUGCUCCUGCACUGGUUUACACACACAGGGAGCAGCCCAGCCUGGCUGCAGGACAGCACCUCCAUCCUGCCACUGCAAUCUUUGGCUGUGAUCAGACUGGGGUUUUUUUUGUAAAUUGUGUUUGAACAGAUUGCUCUCUUGGCUCACCAAAACAAUGGCCAGUAGGAGAGAGGACAGGCUGAUAAAUCAAGCUGGUAACAGAGGAAAUGUCACUGUAACCCCCAGGUAGUUUUGUCUCCCAUCCUCCACCAUGGGGGCGUGCACAGGAUCAGCUGGGCACAGAGGGGAGCUGAGGGAAUAUUCCCAUUCCAGCUGAAGGUGCAGGGACUUCCUUAAUGGUGAAAAAGCCACCAGCUCAUCUGCUUGGUUUAGACUCCUGUCCAGAGCCUGCUGUGGGCUGGCCACUGUGUCUACCUUCCUUCCAUCUCUAUGGGGAUGCUGAAACCAUUUGUGCUGCCAGAGAGGCCCUGGUGGGUGUUGUGUCCUGUCUCUGCUCUGCCCAGUGUUACUGGAGAAACUGGUACCAGGCCAUUCUCCCUGCAGCAAACAGCCAAGCCUUUUAAUAAAAUAAAUCAGUCCAGA
Molecule: messenger RNA, 1703 nt
Organism: Catharus ustulatus (Swainson's thrush)
Lineage: Eukaryota; Metazoa; Chordata; Aves; Passeriformes; Turdidae
Gene: NKAPD1
Product: NKAP domain containing 1
Exons: 5
Coding region: 160-1062 (300 amino acids)
Source: RefSeq, a predicted model, not a curated record